AGUCCACAACUCCGGUUUGUUCGUAUUGCACAAGCAAAAGAAGAAAAAAACGUGCCACAAACGCCACUCCGCUGCGUGCAUCUUCAACCGCGACCGUCCUGAAUCAGCGGUGCCCGCCGCCGACUGAUAUGAGUGUACGAGGACAAUGGAAACUUAAUCAGACCUGAGAUCAGCGUUUGAAAGGCGUUCCAACAACCACCUGCGGGGCCGAGCGGAGCAGCAGACCCCUCUCGCUCUCCGGGGGACGUAAGCGUCUCCACGAGAACGGAUGACUGCCGUGACUUUAAGGGACCCGACCGAGACGGACCUUCGUCGUUUGAGAGGAACUGUGCCUGAGGUCAGAGAAGUAGAGAAAUGGCGCUAAAGCCGCCGCCGCGUUUCGACCGCCGCGACCUGAAGCGAGUUAAUUUACUUGAAAGUGUCGCGUGUUAGCCUCUCAGCCGUUAAUGAACGUCUUUUACUACCAGCCCGUUCGUUCAUGGAAAGGUUAAAGAAAGAAAACUACGAUUACACAGGUGUUGUGAUUGAUUUAUUUUCCCCAUGGAAGUCUGCGCAGUCUUGGGUGUGUCGGUGCGCAGGUGAAUUGCUCGUGAUCUUCAUACAACCGUGUGUCUUUCAGCCCUCCUCGGCUUCGUUUCUAUGGUCUGUGCCAUCCAUCUCGCCAUGGACGGCCCGCUGAGCGGGGCCAGUAAAGGGGCCCGAGCCCUCCACUCUGAACAGACCUCGACACGUCAUAGAAGCCGCUCGCUGUCUUUGCCCCUGUGUGAGUAACUGUUGGGGAAACAAUAAAGCUGAAACUCCUCUUCGUUUGAACAAAAGAGCCAUGCGUCCGCUGCUGCCCCUCUGCGUCAUGUGGCUGCUGCCCCUGGCUCGGACGCUGGAGGGAGACUCGCCACUGGACCGCGUCCCCCGUAGAUCUGUUCCCUACCAUCGGGACAACGCCCACCUGUUUCAUGAGGAGGGGGUGUUCAACUACUCCACCAUGCUGUUGAGGGAAGAUCUGGACCUGCUCUUGCUGGGUGCCAGGGAGGCGGUGUAUGCUCUUGACCUAAAGGACAUCUCAAAGAAACUUGCUUCAGUGAAGUGGGAAGUGACCCAACAGCAAAAAGAUGAGUGUGGAUACAAAGGAAAAGAUCUUGAGACUGAGUGCAAGAACUAUAUCAGGAUCCUGCAUCAGACGGAGGAUGAUAGGAUGUACGUGUGUGGAACCAAUGCUUUCGAUCCCGAGUGUGAUUACAUGUCCUACGCAGAUGGGAAGCUGACUCUUGAGAAGAAAAGGGAGGAUGGCAAAGGGAAGUGUCCUUUUGACCCUUUCCUGAGAUAUGCCUCCAUCAUGGUUGAAAACAACCUCUACACGGCCACUUCCAUUAACUUUCUGGGCUCUGAGCCCGUCCUGAUGCGCAGCUCCCCCGUCUCCAUCCGCACGGAGUUCAAGAGCUCCUGGCUUAAUGAGCCCAACUUUGUGUCCAUGACUCAGAUGCCAGAGAGUCACAUGAGCGAGGAGGGAGACGAUGACAAGGUGUACCUGUUCUUCAGUGAGAUGGCCGUGGAGUGCGACUGCUACAACAAAAUGUUGGUUUCUCGCGUGGCUCGUGUCUGCAAGGGGGAUCUCGGAGGUCAGAGGACCUUGCAGAAGAAGUGGACGUCCUUCCUGAAGGCCAGGAUGGACUGCCCGGUGCUGGAGUCUCAGCUGCCGUACAUUAUCCAGGACACUUACCGCUUGUGUGACCCACAGCAGGACUGGAGGGGCUGUUUGUUCUACGCCAUCUUCACACCACAGUCGGACAAAUCCGACCUGUCUGCAGUGUGUGCGUACCGCGUGUCUGACAUCAGCAGAGUGUUUGCGGAGGGGAAGUACAAAACCCCCGUCCCCGUAGAAACCUCCUUUGUUAAGUGGGUGAUGUACAGCGGAGAUGUCCCAGUCCCUCGGCCCGGAGCUUGUAUCGACAAUGCGGCUCGUAAAGCGAACAUAACUAAGACCCUGGACCUUCCAGACCGGACCCUUCAAUUUAUCAAAGACAGGCCCCUCAUGGACCAAGCUAUCCAGCCAAUAGGAGAGAAGCCUCUUCUGGUGCGGAGGGGAGCUCGGUUCACCCGCAUCAUAGUCAACCAGGUGCAGGCAGCCGACGGAGAGCGCUACAGCGUGAUGUUCAUAGGCACAGAGGAAGGCACGAUGCUGAAAGCGGUGAACUACGAUGGAGAGAUGUUCAUCAUAGAGGAAGUGCACCUCUUCCAGACCCCUCAGCCAAUCAAGAUUUUGACCUUUUCUAAUCUCACGGGUCAGCUCUACGCAGGCGCCGACUACGGAGCAGUUCAGAUGCCACUGGCCAGCUGUGGGAGGUCCUCGUCCUGCAUGGACUGUGUUCUCGCCAGAGACCCGUACUGCGGCUGGGACACGGAUGUUAGGAAAUGUGUCUUCCUGUCUAAUUCACAAAGAGGACUCAUCCAGAGUGUAAAGAAGGGAGAUGCCUCUCUCUGCCCCGAUGCUGAUCCUGUGAAGCCUAUGAAUCGGUCCAUCUGGCCGAGGGGGAACCUGAAGCUCCUCUGCCCAUCGCCUUCCAACCUGUCGAAGACCAGUUGGGAGAGGGAUGGCCACCCUGUGAUGGCGUCUACGCGCUUUCAGCUUCUGCAAGACGGACUGCUGAUCCUCAACGCCACAGACUCGGACAGCGGGCGGUACCGCUGCCUGUGUGUCGAGCUCUCCAAAGCCGGCAGGUACACGGCCACGGUGGCCGAGUACCUGGUCAGCGUGGGUCCAGCAGGAUCUGGCAGGGGGAACGUGAUUUCACCCCAGGCCCGUAUGGACGGCCCCUCUGUGGCCGGACUGCAGGCCAUCGUCGGGCUCCUUGUCGUUUCUCUUCUUGCCCUUUUGACGUGGAACUUUUACAAAGGCCACCUUCCGCUGCCCUGGAACUGCACGAAGAAGAAGAAUGAAGAGCCAGCCCAGGAGACCGGUGAGCCGGAGGCAGAGAGGUCAGCGCCGGCAGAGGACAAGCCCCUGGUGUCCGGAGCCAACAACGGCCGGAGCAACAACCACACGGGGGAGGGGGGGAAGAGCGACGGCCCAAAGGUUUCUCUUCCAGCGCUCCAGUAUAUUGAUGACGAGUCAGAGGUUUGAAAAUGUCAACCUGAGAAAUGAACAGUGACCCAAACUGUUUGUGGGCAGAACUAUUGGAUUCAUCAGUUCGGCUGCAAUGAGUUGAAAUCUCAAUGUGACAAUAAAACAUUCCGAGUGGCUGAAGCCACCAAAAGAU
This is a messenger RNA of Pseudoliparis swirei, 3254 nucleotides long. It is a transcript of the gene sema4e, whose product is annotated as semaphorin 4e. Gene Ontology annotation, molecular function: semaphorin receptor binding; chemorepellent activity. NCBI's taxonomy places the organism in Eukaryota, Metazoa, Chordata, Actinopteri, Perciformes, Liparidae. Gene Ontology annotation, biological process: negative regulation of axon extension involved in axon guidance; semaphorin-plexin signaling pathway; axon guidance. The record is from RefSeq and is a predicted model, not a curated record. The transcript has 15 exons. Bases 824 to 3118 code for a protein of 764 amino acids.